Molecule: messenger RNA, 2233 nt
Organism: Amoebophrya sp. A120
Lineage: Eukaryota; Dinophyceae; Syndiniales; Amoebophryaceae
Source: the annotation of a GenBank genome assembly
AUGCCGGGCCGCGCAGUAUCCUCGACUCUGUUGCCGCCUCGGAAGCCGUUCCGCCUAUGGACGUCGACCGGGGUAGUUGCUUUUUACGCACUCCUGAUCGCCAAUAGUGCCGAUGGUUUGAGCCGCUUACACCGGAGACCGAGCACUUCUAGUAAAAAAGAACAAGGGGACGACGCAGAUGAAGCGGCUGGCACAAGAACUUCAACUGCAGUCGCCGGCGUAGUUGAAGGUAGCUGCGAGCCAAACAGCGCUGGGGAUGCUGCACCUUUAUCUGCAGAUGAUGACACUGGAGGAGAGCGCCAUCAGGUGAGGCCCGCUACUUGUGAUGGAGAAGUAAGAUCGAAAUAUCGGCAAGUGGAAAUUGGGCACCAACACCAGCAGUCAGAUCAAGCAGGUGGUCCCAACCAACGUGAACGGGCGUUGCGACACUGCAAGAACCUCGGGUCAAACUUGGCGCAGAUGCUUCAGAAGGAAAUCAAUCAUCCGAGUUCUACUUGGCAGCAAGCGGCGCGAGGAAAGAGGAACAACGACGCGGUCACUGCUGCUGUAUGGAACGGAAAACUGCUAGUCUGUGCGAGCAGAGGAACAAAUUGUAGACAGACAGGCACCACCGCUUGUCAUGCAUAAAGUAUGCCGUGCCUCUAGUGCCUACGAUUCAUUAUAGAUGGCCUUGCACAGGGACCAACAGCAACACCAAGCUGCUCCUCAAGAUUGCAUGACAGGAACAAUGAAGAUGAACGAGAGCGACGCACAUAGAUCUUCAUGAUUUGUCCAACUAAAAAAAAAGCUACAACAACUCGCUCGCAGCACAGAUACCAUUAUUUCCACUUGAUACAAUCUAGUCUCCGCCGCGCAGUCCUUCAUUCGAACUUGCGGACCAAACGCUGGCUCCACCAUCUCGGUCGUAAUCCGCGAUGUUCCUGUUAAACAAAUGCCAGACCCCCGACAUCCCCACAAGUUUUCCACGAAGCACCUCUACUCCUUCACUUUCACCGUCCUCGGCUACGCGGUAUACCGGGAAAGCCGAGCGGUGGUGAGCACGCUGCUGAGCGCGGCGGGGAACUCCCGGCUGCCGAUCGACCUGACGGGUGUGGUAGAAACACUUGACGUUCUUGAUCGGAGCGCCACGGGGAUUGGUGGCGGUGGAGAUGAUAACGAUGGUCUAUCAUCUCCUGUGCCGUCGGCUUCCCCUACUUCCCUUCGAGGCAAAACGGUGGAAAGGAUGAGGAUUCGGAAUUACUACGCACAGGUGGUGCUCUUCGUGUGGCACACGCUGCGGAAGGAAGUAAGCUACAAGACUGCGCCGGUUACACCUACAUCUUCCCGUUUGGGUGGAAAAGUACAAGAGAAUCGAAUCAACUUCGUCCAGCAAGUGGUGUAUUUCGAUGUUCAGACCUACCACAAUGGACGGUCCGUGCUUGUAAGCGGGACACAAGUCCACAAAGUCCCCCUUGACCUCCUGUAUCAAAAUCGUGGCGAGGACGAGGUGGCCGAGCCCUCAAGCAGAAAGACGAACACGAUUGCCGGUCGUCGUGGUCCUGCUAUAAGCGGGCGAGCGGCCGACUUGUGAACGAGGGGAGCUACGAAAAAGCAUUAAUCAUCGCAUUGACUCCUUUUGAAGACGCAACUUCUGGAGCACCAAUUAUGACGACCAUGCAGUGAAUGAAAUACUGAUGAAGCCAAAUGGGCUUAUUUCCGCUUUUGCUUUCCACUUGCUGUUUGAGCAAAACUUACAGUGCAUUCAUCUCUUCUGUAUCUGUUUUGAUGUCCAUGCAUGCAUGCACGUUCUUCGAUCCUGUGAUGGAUCGUCAUCGUUCGAGUUACGGCAUUUCUAUUUUUCCUUCAUGCUACUCAAACACAAGUUUUAUUUACAUACAGUAGGAAUCUCUCAAUAAUCAAUGAGUUCGUGCAUUGAUUGCAAUAAUUGUAUCUAUUACCCACGUGUUUAAUCGCCGUGGUAAAAAAUGCAUAUGGUUAUGCUUUGUCACAUCACAACAUAUUGAAGUUAGGUUUUAGUUGGGCGUGAAGUAGUCUGAUCACACAUUCAUCGAAUCAGACUCUGGGGUGCGAACUACACAGCGGCAAGAAAAUGAUAUUCCGAGAAAAGCCAAUAUCUUUUCGACAUGCUUUGUCUAUCAUAGAUCAACGGAUGUUGACAACGAUGCAGUCGUGAAAAAGAUGGAAGAGCCCUGAUGCCGGAUGCAGUGCGAAAGUACUGCUUCACGAAACCUAU